UAAUAAUCAAACAUAUCUUUUGUUUGUAUCCAGGAUACCAAAAUGCUGAUGUGACGUGGAUACAUGUCAUGGCGGGAUGAUUUGAAGUGGAAGCUAACGUUAGCAGGACGAUGCAGAGGUCUGUGUCCAGUUUGUCUCUGAGUCCCAGUGUAAAGGUGAAACUGGUUAACGCUGGUUUCCAGUUCACCGCCGACCUGCUACACGUGAAGCCACUUCAACUCAGUAAAGAGACCAGUUUGUCCCAGCUGGAGGCGCUGGAAGUGCUGCAGGCUGUGAGGGGAGAGACGGGAGGAGGUGACAAUGGAGCAGGAGGAGGAGGAGGAGGAGGAGGAGCCUCAUCCUCUCUGACGGCUCUGGAGCUCCUGCAGAAGGAGGAAGAGUUGAGGAGCAUCGUGACGUUUUCCUCUCAGCUGGAUGCUGCUCUCGGAGGAGGACUUCCUGUCGGGAAAACCACAGAAAUCUGUGGAGCUCCUGGGGUCGGGAAAACACAGCUUUGCCUGCAGCUAGCAGUGGAUGUUCAGGUGCCUCAGUGUUUUGGGGGCGUCGGAGGUCAGGUGGUCUACAUUGACACGGAGGGCAGCUUCUUGCUUCAGAGAGUUGUCGAUAUUGCCACCGCCGCGGUCCAACACUGCUCCUUACUGGUUGAAGACGACGAGCAACAAGUUGCCAUGGCAACCUUCACUGUGGAAACCAUCCUGUCCAACACCUUCCUGGUGCGUUGCCACGACUACGUGGAGCUGCUGGCAGAGCUCCACCUGCUGCCUGACUUCCUAUCCAACCACCCAAAGGUCCGCCUCCUUGUGAUUGACAGCGUGGCGUUUCCAUUCCGGCAGCACUUUGACGAUCUCUCUCAGAGGACACGCCUACUCAACGGCCUCGCCCAGCAACUCAUUUCCAUGGCAACCAGCCACAAGAUUGCCGUGCUGAUGACCAACCAGAUGACCACCCGGCUGCGGGGCGGCCAGUCGCAGCAGGUCCCGGCCCUUGGAGAGAGCUGGGGCCACGCCGCCACCAUCAGGCUCCUCCUGCACUGGGCGGGGCCUCAGCGGCUAGCUAACGUCUUUAAAUCCCCGAAUCACAUGGGGGCUACGGUCCGAUACCAGAUAACCUCCGAGGGGUUCAGAGACGUCGACCAAUCGGAGCAGCCGCCAAGCAAGCGAGCCCGAAAACACACCGUCCAAAUGGCAGCGGCCAGGGAGCCGUCAGAAACAUGAGGUCCGGUAGGACCAGUCCGUCUCCGACCAUCUGUGCCGUUUGUCCUCCUACCUAGAACGCCGAGAACAGACUUGUGUCCUCUGGAGAAUGGACACCCGGAGCCGGGCGGAUGGAGGACAGGCGUUCUGCACCUUCUUUGGUCUUUAAAUGGAUUUAAUUAUUUUACCAUCAAACCAAAAGACGACCCUGCUUUGGAUUUGAUUUCAUAGAAAAAGAAAUGAUACAGCAAACUUUUCAACGGAAUUGACUGUUUUGACAUCAUAACAUCCUCCACGUGAACGCUGUGGAUGUGAAGAGGUCUUUUCUUGAGAUUACAGUGGAAACGGGUGAUUUUGUGAUCUUCACAAUAAAACCUGUUGAUGUGACGAGUA
Molecule: messenger RNA, 1586 nt
Organism: Gasterosteus aculeatus aculeatus (three-spined stickleback)
Lineage: Eukaryota; Metazoa; Chordata; Actinopteri; Perciformes; Gasterosteidae
Gene: rad51c
Product: RAD51 paralog C
Biological process (GO): meiotic DNA recombinase assembly; reciprocal meiotic recombination; DNA repair
Cellular component (GO): Rad51B-Rad51C-Rad51D-XRCC2 complex; Rad51C-XRCC3 complex; replication fork
Molecular function (GO): four-way junction DNA binding; ATP-dependent DNA damage sensor activity; ATP binding
Source: RefSeq, a predicted model, not a curated record